AUGGAUACAUCAUUUGCAGUGAGGUCUUAUCUCCUGGUCCUUCUACUCUCUCUUCAUCUACACUUUCAACCUCUUGUUUGGGCCGCAAUGGACUCCUGUUAUGAGAAAGAGGGCACCAUGAGUCGUUGCUUGCCCAAGUUUGAGAAUAUUGCCUUCAAUCGAACUGUGGAGGUAUCAAAUGUGUGUGGUUCCCCACCUGAGGAGUACUGCAUGCAUACAGGCUCUACACGCUCAUGCCACUACUGUGACGCAUCAGACCCAGAACUGAGCCACAAUGCCAGCCUCCUGACAGACUUCAACAGGAAUGAGGAGCCCACGUGGUGGCAGAGCCAGUCCAUGUACUAUAAUAUCCAGCACCCCAAUUCUGUCAACCUCACACUCCGCCUGGGGAAGGCCUUUGAGAUAACCUACAUUCGAUUGAAAUUCUACACCAUUCGGCCGGACAGCUUCGCCAUCUACAAGCGCACAGAGGAGGACGGGCCCUGGUUGCCGUACCAGUAUUACAGCAGCUCUUGUAGCAAGACCUAUAGGAAGGAUGCCAAGGCUUUCAUCCGCCCAGGAGAUGAUGAGAGAAUCGCUUUAUGUACAGAUGAGUUCAGUGAUAUAUCCCCCCUCAGUGGAGGAAACGUGGCUUUUUCCACCCUAGAGGGACGUCCCAGUGCAUACAACUUUGACCAAAGCCUGGUGUUGCAGGAAUGGGUGACAGCCACAGACCUGCUCAUCUCUUUGGACAAGCUUAACACCUUUGGAGACGAGGUCUUCAAGGACACUAAAGUGUUGCGCUCGUACUUUUACGCCAUCUCGGAUUUCUCUGUGGGUGGCAGAUGCAAGUGUAAUGGUCAUGCCAGCGAGUGUAUUGAGGGGGAACAUGGCGGCCUGGUCUGUGUCUGCCAACAUCACACAGUAGGAGCUGACUGCCAGAAAUGUCACCCCUUUUACCAGGACAGACCCUGGGCCAGGGCCACUGGGGACUCCGCCAACGAGUGUUUGAAGUGCAACUGCAGUGGGAGAUCAGAGGAGUGUGUGUUCGACAUGGAGCAGUACCGGAGCACUGGCAGUGGGGGGCGCUGCGUGAACUGCAGGGACAACACUGAUGGGCCCCACUGUGAGCGAUGCAGAGAGAACCACUACAGGAGAUCUCCUGAAGAGCAGUGCCUGCCCUGCAACUGCAAUAUCAAUGCGUCAGUGAGUCUACAGUGUGAUGAAGAAGGAAAGUGUACGUGUCAAGCUGGCGUGACAGGGGAGAAGUGUGACACGUGUCAGGCUGGUUUUCACUCGCUUGGCCCCGCUGGCUGCAGGACAUGCAAGUGUGACCCCAGCGGGAGUGUGGGCGACUGCUCUCCUCUGGAUGGACGCUGUCACUGUAAGCCAAACGUGGAGGGACAGAGCUGUGGCAGAUGCAAACCAGGUUUUUUCAACUUUCAACAAGUAAACCCAGCAGGCUGCCAGCCGUGUUUCUGCUCUGGCCACUCUCUGGCCUGCGUCUCGUCCAAUAACUAUGCAGCUUUCAACAUCACUUCUGACUUCAUUGAAGGAGAGGAUGGCUGGGUGGGAGAGUUCUCUGGAGGGCAGAAGUACUCCCUGCAGUGGAAGGAAGGAGAAGUCUACCUGCUGCCUCUCUCAGAGGAAGACACUGGCUUCUACAAAGCCCCUGAGAAAUUCCUGGGCCGCCAAGUCUACAGCUAUGGCCAGCUCCUCUCCAUCACCUUCACCUCCGAGACCCCCGAGCUGCUCCCCAACCACGUCACUCUGUUCCUCCAAGGCUCUGGAAUCACCGUGUCAGCCGACCUUUCACCCCAGCCGGUGCUAGACUAUGACCUAGGCCUCACACCGAGGAACUUCUGGAUUGUCAGGCUUCAUGAAAAUGAGAUGAGAUUUAAACCUCAGUUGUCUGCCUUUGAGUUCCAUCGUCUCCUUUACAACCUGACAGCCAUCAGAAUCAGCAAUGCAGGAGGACACGACUACACAUCGCAGCUCGCAGGAGUAAGUCUGACCUCAGCUUUCAGCUCCUCUGGACCAGCAAGCCCGUCUGCCCCAUGGGUGGAAUUUUGUGACUGUCCCCCAGGUUUUACAGGCCAGUUUUGUGAGCAGUGUGCUAGUGGAUUCACCAGGGAAAUCCCUGGCGGAGGGCCUUUCUCAACAUGCGUGCCGUGCAAAUGCCAUCACCAUGGAACCUGUCAUCCAGAGACAGGUGUGUGCGAGUGUUCAGACUUCACCACUGGGCUGACCUGUGAGCACUGCCUGGAUGGUUACUAUGGCAACGCAUUGAUUGGCACACCAGGUGAUUGUCAACCUUGCCCUUGUCCGGACCGUACCAGCUGUGCCCAAAUUGCACAUACAGGACAGGUGGUCUGUACCAACUGCCCUACAGGACAGACAGGGAUCCGCUGUCAGAUGUGUGAGGACGGUUACUAUGGUGACCCACUGGGAAGAUCUGGGGCAGUACAGCCCUGUGUUAGAUGCGACUGUAAUGGCAACGUGGACUUUAACGCUUUGGGAAUAUGUGACCACAUCACGGGGCGAUGUUUGAAAUGCCUGGGACACACAGAGGGCGACCACUGCCAACACUGCCAGCGAGGUUUCUACGGUGACGCCCUGAACCAGACCACUGCCCAGAAGUGCAAAUCGUGCGACUGCAGUCCUGCCGGAACCUACGGGUAUGUAAAUGAAUGCCACCCUCAGACUGGAAGUUGCCGAUGCCUCGGUCACGUGACUGGACGGGAUUGCAGUUACUGUGAAGUUGGCUUCUUCAACCUCCAACACGGUGUAGGAUGUGAGAGGUGCAAGUGUAGUCCAAUUGGCUCAUCGUCCAUCGUGUGUCAUCCAAUCACAGGCCAGUGUGUGUGUCGUGCAGGAGUUGAGGGGAGACUGUGUGAGUCUUGCCGUGUGGGCUUCUUUGGAUUCUCCUCACGAGGUUGCAGAGCCUGUAACUGUGACCCUAUGGGCUCCAUUUCCAUGCAGUGUCACAGUAAUGGUACCUGCCACUGUCGUGAGGGCUUUGUGGGUUACAAGUGUGACAAAUGUGAGUUGAACUACUUCCACAACAGAGUCACUCACCAGUGUGAGGAAUGCCCGGUUUGCUAUGGCCUUGUCAAGAAGCAGGCAGAAAAGCUGAGGACUCGUCUGCAGGAUUUGGAGAAGCUCCUGGCUCACUUUGAUUGCCGAGGUAGAUUUGGGAAGCAGCACCACCUGCUGAAGAAUCACAUGGGCAAGCUUUAUGGGCAUGAGCACCAGGGGGAGGAUACUCUACCAAAUGCUCUGGAGGAUUUUCUGGCCUUCCAAGAGGCACGGGAGGCCUUCAUAAAACAAUUUUCCUUGCUGGAAGCUUCUACAGGCACACUCUUAGCCCAGUUGGAUGGCAUUACAUCUACUUUGAACUGCAGCAUCAGCAUGAGAAAGGAAGAGGGGAUGGAGAGGAGGAAGGAUGAGGGGAGCAGUGGUGUCUGUCAAACCUUCACAGAGACUGUGCUCGUGAUCAGAGCAUCUCAGACACGGCUAAAGCAGGCAACGCUGGACCUGGACAACAUGAUCAUUCCUUUUGAGUUGGCUUCAGGAUCUAACAAAUGGAACAUCAUGGUCAAUGAGUCACAGGUGCUAAUGAAAAGUCACAGAGAAACGGCGGACCACAUUGAGGCCAUAGCCAGCAGGGCGGUAAAAGCCUCAGAGCAGACCUUCAGUUUCCUGAUGGAUCUACUGCAGGACAACUCCACAGAGGAGUACAUCAGGAAACUAACGGAGCAAAUAGCACAAAUGCAGCAGCAGAAGGAGAACCUGACUGCGCAGGUGAAUGAUACCAUUGCCCAACAGCUGGCACUGGACGAGGAAGCUGCUAGUUUCGAGCUUGCCCUGGGUAACAUCACAUCAUCUUUACAUCAGCUGGCUCUGACAGAUGCCAGCCCAUCACCAGAGCCUGACCAAAUACAGCUCAACCAAACACAUCCAGCCAGCAACGCAACAGAGUGGGGCGCGAACUUGCUAAAAGAGACAGAAGAGCUGGACCGGCACAUUCAGAGCAAAGACGAUCGCAUUGGCAAAACCAGAGAUGAGAUGGAGCCUCUAAUACAGACUGUCAAUAAGAACCUGGAGACUGUGAAUGACAUGGCUGAGCUUCAAGCUCGCGCUCAAGGGGCAAAGGCCAUUGCUUUGUCGUCUGUGGUGUCAGGUAAGGAGGUGGAAUCAGAGACCAUCACCCUGCACAGAGAACUAGAAAACAUGGUGAAGGAGUGGACCACCCAUCGGCAGAACCAGACAAAGCAUGCGAUGAAGAAGGAGAAAUUAAUUCAGGAAAAGGUUCUACCUCUUGUGAAGAAAAAGGUCUCACAGAGUAAUAAGACACUGAAACCAGCUCUGGAGAACUCCAGCCUCUCCAAAAACAUCUCGAAGGAGGCAGAACACACUGCAAAUGCUGUAGCAAAGGAAACAAAAGACAUUCUGACUAAGGCCAAGCAUACAAAGACUUCAUUUGGUCACCUGAGCUCCGAUAUAGACUCUGUUUUCCAUCAGUUGGCUGAACAGGAGAAGAUGCUAACUAACGGAACAAACUCCCAGAUCACCUCAGAGCCUGAGGUGACCCUUACAAACAUAAAAGAACACAUGGAGGCAGCCAAGCUCCAGUUGGAGUCCUAUUCAAUGACGUUAAAUGAGCUAAUCGGCAAGAUCGAUGGGAAUGUGCCUCUGGAGCGCUUCGAUCGGAUCCUGAACGAGACAGCGCGCCGUCUGAGCAUGCUCCGCGUGUCUGUGGACAGCCCAGCUUUGGGCUCCAAAAUCCAAAAACUGCAUUCGGCUGCUAAGGAGCAAAAGAACCAGCUGUCCCUCGUUGAAAAGGAGAUACAGGAGAUCAGGGAAGAGAGAGCCAGCCUCAGGGACAUUGCUUUAAACCUGCCUCAGUCCUGCCCCCAGGCCACAGGAACAGGCAAAGGCUAGAUGACUGGGAUUAAGUCAUUGAUAAAACAGCUGAACAGCAGAAAAGUCUGGGAGGAUUUUGUUAAUAAAAGGGUUGGCUGUGG
This is a messenger RNA of Scomber scombrus (Atlantic mackerel), 5006 nucleotides long. It is a transcript of the gene lamc3, whose product is annotated as laminin, gamma 3. Bases 1 to 4923 code for a protein of 1640 amino acids. The record is from RefSeq and is a predicted model, not a curated record. The transcript is spliced from 28 exons. NCBI's taxonomy places the organism in Eukaryota, Metazoa, Chordata, Actinopteri, Scombriformes, Scombridae.